AGACAGACAGACAGACAGACAGACAGACAGAGAGAGAGGUCACCUUGACUCAGUCAACAUGGAGAUGUCUGGAGACCGUGUCUACGACAAUAUUACCUUUGAACCAAAGAAUCAGGUCAACACUGGAGGGACAAGUGCUGAGGAAGAGGGUGUCGACAAACAUGUAAAUUGUGGCAAUCCUGAUAUCAGAGACACGGCUACGGUUAUCCCAAGUACUGGACAAGGAGCAGUUUCAGAGAGGAGUCGCUAUAAACCUGCAGCAGCGUGUCUAGGGGUGCUGUGUGUUCUCCUGCUGGCUUGGGUCACAGCACUGGGAGUCAUCUAUUUCAACACUACUGUGGAGAGAGAUGACCUUAAGAGGAGGCUAAGUGAGGUCACUUGUCCUGAUGGCUGGCUGAAGUUUGGUUGUAGAUGUUACUAUGUCUCUACUGAGAAGAAGAACUGGGCUGCCAGCAGACAGGACUGUAGAGGGAGAGGAGCAGACCUGGUGAUCAUAAACAGCCUAGAGGAACAGUUAUUCCUGAAUAACCUCACCAAGGGUGCGUGGAUUGGUAUGACUGACACAGUAACAGAAGGGACCUGGAUCUGGGUGGAUGGAACACCACUGACUUCACCACUGUUCUGGCUGCCCGGUAUUCCUGACAAUUACUGGAGAAAGUUUAGUUCGGACUGUGGUAUAUUCUCCACAUUGCCAUGGGCCACUCCUCCCCUGACAUGGAACGACAUCUCAUGUAAUUAUACCACCUCCUGGGUCUGUGAGAGAGCUGAUGGUUAACUAGUAGUUGCAAAAAUGAUAGUUGCAAACAUUUUGUUUUAUUGACCAAAUGUAUAUAAUGAUUUGAAAGUUAAAUAUUUUUUUCCCAGCAAUCAUGUUGCCCUACAGUAGUAUAUAUCACCUAAUUUGGUUAUUUUAAUGUUUAAUUUGCUUACCUAUAAUACAUGAAAUGCU
Osmerus eperlanus (European smelt) is the source of this 949-nucleotide messenger RNA. RefSeq names its product C-type lectin domain family 4 member E-like. The coding region runs from base 59 to 775 and encodes 238 amino acids. The transcript has 6 exons. NCBI's taxonomy places the organism in Eukaryota, Metazoa, Chordata, Actinopteri, Osmeriformes, Osmeridae. The record is from RefSeq and is a predicted model, not a curated record.